Molecule: messenger RNA, 2109 nt
Organism: Chlamydomonas reinhardtii
Lineage: Eukaryota; Viridiplantae; Chlorophyta; Chlorophyceae; Chlamydomonadales; Chlamydomonadaceae
Exons: 4
Coding region: 116-1246 (376 amino acids)
Source: RefSeq, a predicted model, not a curated record
CAUCUUACCACAGAUCACGCAGACGCUGGGGACUCUGCCCAACUCCUUCUUCUCGUCCGUCUGCAGCACAGUCGCAAAUUCCUGGAUAGCAGGGGUCUGCGUCAUACGCAACAAAAUGGACGGCAGCUUAAAGCUGCAGUCAGAACUGGUCGCAGCGGCCUGUCGGCGCUUCCAGGCUGUCGUGUGCACCACUCCCGCGCACACGGCUUCAGAGCCCAGCACCCCCGCCCCGCCCGCGCCCGCGUCGCACCCCAGCGUUGACGCGCUGACCGCCCUGCUCCUCGAGCAACAAGAGCUGCUCGCCCGUCUGAGCGCGUGCGGCCUGGAUGCCAGCGGCGCCGGCCUGCCACGCGCCGCAACGGCCCCACACCAAGGGGCUGCGACCCGGCCUGGCGCUGCGCCCCCACCACCAGCGGACGGCGCCGCAGGCGCCCGGACCCCCGGAGCAGCAGCGGCCGCUGCUACCCCCCGUGCCGCGCUGCCAGCUGUCGACGAGGGCACGGCGGAGCUGGCGGCAGCUGCUGCCAAGCGGGAGCGGGUGCUGGGCGCGGGGCUGCAGGCGCUGGGGGCGCUGGCGAGCUCGCUGCGGGGGGUGCUGGAUGACGUGUCAGAACUGGCGCCGGAGGACAAUGGAUACACGCCCAGUGUGCAGGAGCUGCUGGCGUACGGUCACCGCCUGCGCUACACCACCUUCGCCACCACCGGCCUCUUCGCGGGCGAACCGGCGCCUCAGCAGCUGCACCUGGACCACGCGGCCCUGUGGGAGAGGGCGCUGGCGGAGAGGCACGCAGCCAUGGCCACCGCGGCGGCGCCGACGGCUGCGGAGCCGGCCGACCCCGCCACGGAGGCCGCCUGUGCCUCGCUGCUGGAGAACCUGGUGGCAGCCGGGUGGAGCCCCGAGCAGGGCUUUCCGGAGCCCGUCGUGGCCUUCCUGUCCGACAUGCCGGGAGCCAUGGAUGUGCUGCGCCGACUGGUGGAGGCGCGAUUCUUCCCGCCCGCACCCGCCGCCGCGGCAGCAGGCGCCGCAGGCGCCGCCGCCGCGGCAGCGGCGGCAGCACCCGCCGCAGCGGCGGCGCCUGGGGCGCCGGCCGCAACCGCGGCCGCACCUGCUGCCGCACCUGCGGCUGCGGCUGCUCCUGCGGCUCACCCCGCCAGCCGCCUGGUGCACCAGCUGAUGCUGGACGAGGACAGUGACGAGGAGGGCAGCGGCAGCGAGUACACCACCACAGAGGACGGCUCGGACUAGGCGGCAGGGGGAGGCAGGGAGGCAGGGGGGUUGUAGAUACCAGCCCAAACGAAACCGAACUCACUGGAAGUGGAUGAGUGGAGGGAGGGAGGGUGCGCUUGGGGCAGGGGGGUCGCGUGGAUCAAUUCCAAAGCACGGGAACCCGAGACCUGGUACACAGGGGGGUAGGUUGGGCAGGGGCAGGAGUAAUCGGAGCAGGAGUCUGGUGGGGCCAGACGGGUGCGUUGCUGUGCUGCAUAUGACGGUGUGGGUGUGGAGGCCCGUGCGGGCGCCCGACGGUGGCUUGACGGUGGCUUGACGCGGCUGGACGCAAAGGCGCAAGAGCAGUACCAGACGUCUGCCAAUGGGUAAACAUCAAGAGAAACCUUGUGCACGGGUUGGGACCUGCGUUUAGCCCUGAGUUGCGUUCAGGAAGUAAGGGGUACACGGGCAGGAGGGCUUGGGCGGGUGUUGGGCUGCUACUGUUGACAUGCCUGGGUGGAGUGCUCCAAGCGGCCAUGCCGUGCCCCUGGUUGUUGAGGGAAACGUCUGGAAACCGGGACGGAAUCCUCCCGAGUUGGGAAUGCUGGUUAGCCGGGGGAGGAUGAAUGGGGAUGUGUUCAGCGGUACGCCUUUUUCGGGUUUUUUGCGUCCUGGCGUAGUCCAAAAGCGUGAUUCACACAUUAGCGGCCAGAACAGUUGGCGCCUGGCGGGCUGGAUGGUGAGGUGGGUUGUUGUUGUGACUGGGUCAGGCUCACAUGCCCGGCGUGGGUACGCCAGCAUAGGAUCAAAUCGUGGGCAGCAUGACAUGCGAGUGUGAUUUAUUGACUCCUUACUGCCGUGUAGCGUUACAAACCGCCACGGCCCCAAACGAUAAUCCCAAU